Molecule: messenger RNA, 1446 nt
Organism: Helicoverpa zea (corn earworm)
Lineage: Eukaryota; Metazoa; Arthropoda; Insecta; Lepidoptera; Noctuidae
Product: zinc finger protein 184-like
Exons: 3
Coding region: 12-1385 (457 amino acids)
Biological process (GO): regulation of transcription by RNA polymerase II
Cellular component (GO): nucleus
Molecular function (GO): RNA polymerase II transcription regulatory region sequence-specific DNA binding; DNA-binding transcription factor activity, RNA polymerase II-specific
Source: RefSeq, a predicted model, not a curated record
CAUGUACAAAAAUGUCAGCCUCAUCAAAAUUAAUAAUUCAUAAAUUUGAAGCGGCUGGGGUUAAUUUUAAAUCGUUACAUAUUUCCAUAGAAGAUGAAGGGAGUUCUACACCUUCUACCAAAUACAGUAAAUGGCUGGAUGGCAAAGUGCAAGAGAAAAAGAAAGAAACUGAUAAGUCUUCACGCUUAGUAGUAAAAAUCGUUUCGGGAAAUGAUUUUGAUAGAUUUAAUUUAGAUGCAAGUGCAAAAGCAAUUGAAUCGCCUGAAUCUUACAUAACGAAUGUUUAUUCCGAGUCUUCAAUGCUACACAAAGAUGAACUUACUUAUAAAUUAGGUGAAAAAGAUCAAGACAUAAGUUACUAUCAUGAAGAAUCAAGAGAUACACUCCUAUCAAAUCAACAAACAUUUGAAACAAAUAUACGUUACGAGAAUGAUUUACAGUUUUAUUUGAAAAAUAAGUGCAAAUUAAAUAAUCCAGGAAUUUAUUUGAGUCCUUUAGAACACAGCCUUGAAAAAGUCAAAGAGAACAACGCUCGUAUUAUGGAAAAUAUACAUAUGCUUAAUAGAACCCUGAAUUAUACUAAGAAGAAAGAGAUACUGGACAUUGUUUGUCCCAAAACUAUAAGAUCAUUUCCCUGUAACACAUGUGGGAAAUGUUUUGUAUACGAGACUGGUUUAAGAAGACAUUAUUCUAUGAGACAUGCUAUGGCGGAGGCACAACCUCGCUGGCAAGUGGUCUGGACCUGUAUUCAAUGUUUCCAGGUGUGGCCACGCCAAGACCAAGCUUUGAAACAUUCCUCUGAGUGUUGUAAAUCAAAUAAUGCUGAUUGUGUUAGAGAGAUCAAAACUUCUUCCUUGCUGCAAUGUGAAUUUUGCGAGAAAGUAUUUACGAGCAUUCCUAGAUUAUUACGACAUUCAAAAAAUCAUACUACAGCAAAUAAUUACGAGUGCAAUGCAUGUGGGAUGUCAUUUAUAUCUUACAAAACAGCUGAACAACAUUGGAUAUUAUGCCCAUGGUUGAACAUGUAUUACAGUUUUUCAUUACCAAAACUAUUGCUUUGUAAUGCAUGUGAUCGUAAAUUCAGAAAUUAUGAACAAUUGUAUAAUCAUAGAUACAAAGUUGGCCACUUCAUGACUAAAACACAUCAGGACAGCUCAAAAUCCCUUGGUAUUUUGGUCUACCAAUGUGAAAUAUGUGGUCAAUGGUAUUCUUCAACAGCACCAUUGAAGGUUCAUAAAAAUCAAUUCCAUCCUAAACAUGAUAUGGGAUUGCAGUGCAGAAUGGAUAAAACCUAUCAAGAUAAUCAAAACUACUGUAUCUCCAAUGAAAAUGAAGUUUAUGUAAAUCAAGGUGAAGAGAUUAUGAAAGUAGCAGAUGAACAAUGAAAAAUAAAUAUAUAGAAGAAUACAUGCAUUUAGUUCUGAAAUAAAAACUUUAUAAAAUAAA